AAAGUAUAUAUUAUAAAUAUAUAUAUUGUAAAAAUGACCCAAAUUAUUCCCUUCCAAAUAUGUUUUAACCAUUGCUUCCACUGAAGGACAACUAAAUGUGGCUCUUUCAGUUCUUUGUCCUGGUGUUUGGAGAAAUCCCACAAGGCCUCUGUUGCAAGUCAAAUCAGUACAGUAAUCAUCCCAAACUUCAACUAAAAAUAAAUUAAUUUUACUGUCCAUUUAAACUUUCAUAUGAUCUGCUUUAUAGUUAAACAUUUCACUGAAUAAUUAGCAUAAAGUGAGUCUUGUUCAAUAUUUUAAAAACAUAAUAUGUAAUACUUGUGACUGUUACAUUAAGCACACAAAUGCGCUCACAAAAACACCGAAUUAAUCACUGUGGGUUUUGAUAAUUUUGAAGAACUUAAAUGUUCAUCUCCUUAAAAGUAGUACUUUUCUAAAAAGAUCUUAAAUAGCAGGUCUUGUUCACAAAGUCCCUUGACUUUGCACUGUAUCCUUUUCUGAUUUAUUGGCUGCUUAUAAUCAAUUUCUUCAAUUAUCUCUGAAGAUUGCCACUGUAUGGAGUCAUAUGCCUUAGCUUCCCAAUUCUGUGCUCUCUUUGCCACUGGACUUUUUCCCCCCCUCUUCCUCUCCUUACGCAAAAUAAACACCAAAUCAUGUUUGGGAAAACUUCUUGAGGUGUGACUUUGCUUCAUUUCCAUUGUUAAGCUUCAGGAACUAAGUUCUUAGCUGAAUUCAGGAUGAAUUCCUGCAAUUUAGCAUUUGUUGCUUUUGAAUUUUUCUUUAAAUUGAUUAACAGGUGUCGGUGUCACUUUAGUUCCCUUCCUCUUAAAUGGAAAACAUUUUGAAAAGAUAAAAUCUUUUGUUGCUGAUGAUCUAUUUUUGAGCAACCAACAAUUUUUUACGUCCAACCUAUUUCUUUACAAAUGUGAAAUAGCUUUUUUUUUUUUUUGCUAUUUGUUGUGGGCUUGAGGAUAUUAUGAAACAGUUUUCAAAUUGCUCAGCAAUCUCCCUUACGCUGGUGGUAGGGUGCUAUAUGCCAUGCAGUGGUACUUCCAGCAGUACGGGCAUGCUGCGGGAGAGGGACGUGUUGCUUAUUUCACAGUGAAAGUAUGAAGAUACUGCUGCAUUUUUUUUUAGAAACCACACUUCUCCUACCAGUAGUGGAUGACACCCGCUUUGAAUCCAAAAAAUCACUUAAGUAUUACUGAAAAACAUAACUGAGAAACAAUGUGAAAUACUAAAUAAAUAUAACUAAGAAUUUCAAACUUUGCUCUUUAGUUUUGAGAGAUUGUGGGUAAUUAGUGAAAGGACUUUCUUGUAGAGAAAAGACUUAAUUGCAGACUUUAGGCUUAGGCUAUUUUAUUUUGCCUUGCUGACUCUGGUUUAUUCCAGCCUCCUUACUUGCUUUUCAGGGGGUUACACUCUGGGUUUAUGAGGAACUUCUUCAGUAAAUUACAGAUUAACUAGAUAGGCAAGAUGGGUGAAGUGUAUAUAUCUUUGUGUUUCUCACUAACUGAAGUUGGCCUAUUUAAAAUAUAAUACCUCACCCACCUUGUCUCUCUAAUAUCCUGGGACCAACACUGAUACAACUCUGCAUGCAACAUAGAUUAAAUAGCUUGCAUCUGUGAGAAAAUGUACAUAUUCUAGCCAGGCUGUCUGUUUUGUACCUGUGGUACCUCCAGUUUUAGAUUUGGAAUCUCCGUGAUAUUUGUUCUUUGUAAAAUUAUAAGGCUGUUUUUGAGUACCUUCACUCUUGCAGUUUCAGCUGGUGCCGUCCUGCUUCUACCUUUUUCAAUAAUCAGCAAUGAGAUCCUGCUUUCUUUUCCACAAAACUACUAUAUUCAGUGGUUAAAUGGCUCUCUAAUUCAUGGUUUGUGGAAUCUUGCUUCCCUUUUUUCCAAUCUUUGUUUAUUUGUGUUGAUGCCCUUUGCCUUCUUCUUUCUGGAAUCAGAAGGAUUUGCUGGCUUAAAAAAGGAAGGGGAUCCUGAUUUUUUCUGGGGUUCUGAUUUGGGGAUCAGAGCACGUAUUUUGGAAACACUUGUUAUGCUUAUUCUUCUUGGGUUGCUUAUCCUUGGAAUAGUGUGGGUGGCGUCCGCUCUCAUUGACAAUGAUGCUACCAGUAUGGAGUCUUUGUACGAUCUUUGGGAAUUCUACCUCCCUUAUUUAUAUUCCUGUAUAUCGCUGAUGGGAUGUUUAUUACUUCUCUUAUGCACGCCAGUGGGGCUUUCACGAAUGUUUACAGUGAUGGGUCAGUUGCUGGUGAAGCCAACAAUCCUUGAAGACCUGGAUGAACAGAUAUACAUCAUCACCUUAGAGGAAAAAGCAAUCCAGAGGAGACUAAACGGUGUGUCUUCUACUAUGGAGUACAAUACAGUGGAGCUGAGACAGGAACUUGAAAAUGUGAAGAGCAUGAAAACAAAAUUAGAGCGGCGGAAAAAAGCUUCUGCGUGGCAGAGAAAUUUAGUGUAUCCAGCUGUUAUGAUACUGCUGCUCAUUGAGACGUCCAUCUCAGUCCUCUUAGUUGCCUGCAACAUUCUUUGCCUGUUGAUUGAUGAGACUGCAAUGCCAAAGGGAUCAGGGGAGCCUGGAAUAGGAAAUACCUCCCUAUCCACUUUUGGUUUUGUGGGAGCAGCACUUGAAAUCAUUUUGAUUUUCUAUCUUAUGGUAUCCUCUGUCGUCGGCUUCUAUAGCCUUCGCUUUUUUGGAAAUUUCACUCCCAGGAAGGAUGACACAACUAUGACAAAGAUAAUUGGAAACUGUGUGUCAAUCUUAGUGCUCAGCUCUGCUUUGCCAGUGAUGUCAAGAACACUGGGAAUUACGAGAUUUGAUCUGCUUGGAGACUUUGGAAGGUUUAACUGGCUGGGAAAUUUCUACAUUGUGUUAUCGUACAAUUUGCUCUUUGCUAUCGUGACGACUCUAUGUCUGGUCAGAAAGUUCACCUCUGCUGUGCGGGAAGAGCUCUUCAAAGCAUUAGGUUUAGAUAAACUUCAUCUGUCGAACAAUGCAAGAGACUCUGAGACAACAAAGCCUUCUGCAAAUGGGCAUCAGAAAACACUGUGAGAAGCAAUCAUCUUCAAUCAAUAGAGCUGAAAACUUCAACCUCAUGACAUUCCUGUCAUCUUCAUCAAAGUAUCUUUGUAUUAAUUUCACUUUUAAUUUUGGGUCCAAUCUUCUCUCACUUUUCACACUGUGUAUUUCUGAGAAACCAAGCUACUUCAGAUUCUACCAUUUCUGAUUUGAUUUUGUAUACUCCCCAUCGGUUUAUGCAGGAGGUGCCUUGAAGACUGGAAGCUGAGAAAAAUAAUGAAUUCCUCUUUGGACAGAGCCUCAUGUUUCUAGAUAUGGUGCCCUACUACCAUGUUAAGUGUACAAUACCUCCUCUGUGAUAUAAAUAUAAUGCUGGUGAACAACUCUGAGACUUGGAAAUAAAGGGUACAUUUGAAGCCCAGUAUAACUCUUAUUAGGAAUGUUUAGGUGUCUUUAACAGCAAGAUGCACUUCUUUUCUACUAAGAGUUCAUUAAAAAAUUGAAGUAAUUCGGAGAGAUCACUUACUUUCAUACAGGAUUCACUAGGGUGUAUGUAACGUUUGGCAUCAUGAAGCACUCUUACAGACCCAGCAUUGUAGGCUUUUUAUUCUUAGUUUUAAAUGACAGAAGGUAGUUUUCUUCAGUGGUAAUUGGAAGGUGUCUUAUCAAGUCUAAUGAACACAAGAUAAAUUCUAACAUACUUCGCUGUUAAAUCUGAGCCCAGUAUGCUUUUUAGAAAGCUAUGCUGGCCUCUUAUUGUUAUAAUUCUUACAGUACUAUAACUUACAGUAAGUGUUAUGCCAUUGAGGUCAGUCGCCCUUCAAAAUAUAAGCACGUAAAAUUCUGUUAACUCUGUUUGUGUGCACGCGCACAUAUCAACACAAGUAGCAUAGACUUUGUCUAGUUAUCUGCAGUUGCACACAGUUUCCUUAAAGGUUUUCGGAGUUGAGUCCUGGUGAUAAUAGUGCAGUAUAUUGUAGCUCAAUGGUGCAAGCCACUUUCUUUCACUAAUCUCUGUUUUUCACUAACCUCUUCAGUCUUUAGUUUCUCUCAUAUAUGUGUGUGUACACACACACACACACAGAGGAAUGCUUAUAGCUCAGUGCAAGCCAUUAUUUUUCACUAAUCUCUUCAAGUCUUUAGUUUCUCCUAUAUACUAUAUAGUACUAUAUCUGCAUAUAUAGUACUGUAUAGCGUGUGUGUGUGUAGUAUACUAUAUAUGUUGAAUACUAAGCUUACAGAAACGAUGCAGUCGGUUGUGUCAGCAAAACCUACAGUUCAGUCUUUCUUGUGAGUAUGGAGCUUUCUGCAAUGUAACAUGAUUUAGCUGCUCUGAGCCCUUAGACCCAGAAUGGCACUGAUGAGGAGAAAUUCAGUAUUUUCUUUAGCAUUGCUAUAGAAUCAGAAGUCCUACAAGUAGUAUGUGACAAUCACAGGUCACUAUUAAAAUAUUUAUACUUUUGCCUGUUGUCCAACACUGCUGCUCUAACACUUGACUUGAAAAGAGGAAGUAUAAAGGCUCUAAGGAGGACCAUUGCAUGCAUAUGUGUGUUCUGUAGACAGAUCAGGCAAGGUUACUAAAACAGUUUUUGGUAAGUUUAAUGUUUCUUCUUUCAUAUUUAUGUAAAACUGAAAUAUGUCCACUUGAGGUCUGAGCCCUUCCACUCAAUCAAACCAUGAUAAUGGGCUUAUAUCCAGUAAGAUUCUGAAACAAGUUAGUCUCUUCUGAUGUCAAAUAUCUCUUAUCUGUUCUCUUCCUGAGUAAUUUCUGAGUUCUGGACGUACGCUUAAUGAAAUAUGAGUGAGAUGGGAGCUUAGUGGAGUGCUUCACAAGCAAACCCCAAGCAACAGCCACAAAAAUUAAUGGUUUCCUGAAGUGGCCUUUUCUGAAUGGAAAUUGGGCAUAAUAUAAAUACUACUGCAAUAAUUUCUGAGCUAUAUCUACUGCUUACUAACUAGGUUUGGGUAUGUUGUACCAUUUUUGAGAGAGUAAAAUUGUAAGUCUCAAGGAAAAUUAGCAAACAUCUUUUCCUGUUGCUUACAUUUAUUGUUGAGUUUUUGGACAGCAGAAAUUAUUUUUCUCUCCAUUGAGGCAAAGUUCCAACCAAGAACAGAUAACUACACAUAAAUUACUUUAAAAAAUGGAUUCACAUUAUAAACAUUACAAGAUUUAUUAGUAAAAGCAUUGACUCCUUGUAUCUGUUGAGAGUGUAUGGGCUUAUGCAUUAGAAGUGUAAAGAAUGAUAAUAUAAAUUAUCCACUUUUUAUCUUUGGAAAUGAUAAUAUGACUAUAAUUGUACCAUAUCCCCACUGAGAGUGUGGUAAACUGUGACAUAUGAUAGGGUUAUUUAAUUUUAUAAAACAUAUUCCAGCUUUCUGUAACAUUGUGACUUUAAGGUAGUUGCCUCAGUAAGAUUUUUUUUUUUUUUGAUCAGAUGAAAUUGUCUGCAUAAAGAUCAAAAAGCAAAAAUUUCUACUCAAGCUCUGGAUUAUAUCUGCCUUAAUUUUGAUCUUCAUCCUUCUCUCGGUAUUGAGUCCACAGCAGAAACUGACUUUUUUUUUUGAUGGCAUGUGUUCUGUCAAUAAUUCAAGGAAAUUUAAAAAAAGUCAAACAAUUCACCAUGCUUAUAUAUGAUUCCCCAAAAUGGAUUGUGUUUGGCUAGUGAGUUGUCUGGAGGCAAGCUCCAGUAGAUAGGUUCACAAAUAGUAAGAAUACAAGUUUUAUAGUAUGUAGGCAAAAAAAGAAGAAAGACUUGCAGUGUUUUCCCCCUUGUCUUAGUAUUUCUUUCCCUUCCAAAACAAACACUGCUGCAUACUGAUUGCACUCCUUCUAGUGGGUUGUGCUUUGAAUCUUAGAGUCACAGAUAUGUAUUAGUUAAAAAGAGUACUUAAAUAAAGACACUGUAUACUGGAAAGAAGGCAAAAGUGUAGGUUCAGUGUGGUUCUUACAGUGGAUUAAUCUUCAGAGAAAAUCCAGCCUUUCUGUAGCUGCGGACAGUGUUCUAACGUCUACUUUUUGUAUUGUGACACUGUCUACAUUAAAAGUCCUGAAACUGACAUUCUAUAUGCAAAACGUUUUACAGAUACAGUGCUACUUUCAAACCAUAAAUAUAACACAUUGAUCAUGUAGUCACAGAAGGGUAAAUUCAUUUACACAGAAGCAAUGGAGAAGUCAUUAAUGGAUAUUGACAGUGCACUUCCAAUGUUUUGUCUCAUGAAGUCAGGUGGUCUGUACCUCUCAGGUGUAUACAGCAGAUAUUGGUGACAUCAAUAUCUGCCUCAUUAUAAGGCUAAAGCACAGAGAUGCUCCUGUCUGAUAAACAAGAUACAUUUUUGGUCUGAUUUGUGGUAUGUGAAUUAAGUGUCUUAAGUUAGCCACCUCUUGGCUUUCUCCUGUGUUGGUAGCACAAUAUUCAAUACAUAGUGCCAGAAUUGUUGUAAUGUGGUGGGAUUAUUAAGUGUAAGCACAUCUUCAGUAUUUACCUUUUAAGGUGAAAAUUAAACUGGUAUGAUGUUACUUUAGAAGUAACGAUUUUUGGAUUCAUAGGAAACUUUGUUUACAGAUUGUAAUGGUGUUUAUUGUUGGCCCUGUUUCUCCAAUAUCUUUUACACAGUUGACUGUUCUAGUGUCAUAGAAAUUAAAGAAUUUAACAAGAAAUUAUUUCGUGUUUUGGUU
This is a messenger RNA of Dermochelys coriacea (leatherback sea turtle), 6703 nucleotides long. RefSeq names its product limb development membrane protein 1 (gene LMBR1). The coding region runs from base 1921 to 3060 and encodes 379 amino acids. The record is from RefSeq and is a predicted model, not a curated record. Gene Ontology annotation, biological process: signal transduction. Lineage: Eukaryota; Metazoa; Chordata; Testudines; Dermochelyidae. Gene Ontology annotation, molecular function: transmembrane signaling receptor activity. The transcript is spliced from 16 exons.